CCUGGUUUUAGAACCUGGUAAAAUGCUUGGGCAAGGUUCUAGGAACCGUGUCUUUCUCAUGAAAAAAUGGCCAUCCCUAGAACAUAAGAGUGUUUCUGCAAGGAUAUCAAAAAAUGGAGAAGCCAUUGGAGAAGAUGUUUCCAUGCUGAUAAAAAUAAACAGAAGUUUACCAUAUCACCGAGGUAUACUACCAGUGUUAGGUGUUGCUUUAGGGUCAGUAGACGGACUCACAUCCACCGUUGUGAUCACACCGAAAAUAAAGUGGAAUCUGUGGACGACAAUGGCUGACAGUAGCCUUGCUAAACAGUCUCUCUCAAAACGGCUUCAGAUGGGUGAACAAAUAGCAGAUGGAUGCGAGUUUCUUUUGAAACAUGGAUUCCCGAUAUCUGACCUCCGUGUGACAAACAUACUUGUGUCCCCCAAGGAGCCGAACAGAAAAAACUGGACUCUUAUAAUCAAUAUGUUGAAACCUAGGGAUGACAGUGUACUUUAUCCUGAUGAUAAAUUACCCUUUCACAUCGCACCAGAACGCUAUGGAUUUCCCAAGCGCAGUCGACGACGCAGCAGUGUUACAGACCACAAAGACAUACAGCUAAAUGGUCGACACCUUCAACGCAGUGCAAGUACAGACAGCCAAUUAAGUGAACGGCGUGCUCGACGUAGUUUUGUUGAUGCUGACUGUGGAGAUGACCCAGCUAACGUGUAUGCGUUUGGAAUUUUGUUAUGGUUGCUAGUACGUGGCACUUUUGUGCGGCCUUCCUAUGCAGAAAACACGGACAUAGAUGCCAUGAAAACAGCUGUCUGCAUUGAGCAAAAACGUCCCGAGCUUGACUGGCUUGAGGCCAAGAGCGAUAAUUUAAAUCAUAAAGGCCUAGCUGAUUUGCUUAAAAUGUGUUGGUCUGAAAAUUCAAGCGAACGGCCCUCGUGGACUGAGGUAUCUUACCGUUUAGCGACAGUCAGAAAUUCAAUUUCCAGAAGGUCGACAAGAGUAACAUCAGUAUAGUUACUGAGAUCGGUACAGAUGGUUUAAAUAAUGUGUAACAUUUCAUGAUAAGCAGUGCACGUGAGAUUCAUUAAAAUACUUCGUACGUAUUCAGUAGAUAUCACAGCAUAUGUAUAUAAUAAUGCCAAAUAUGGUCAUGCAAUUGCCAAGCUAUAACAUUACGUAUAUACACUAAGUAUGUAUACAAGUUUACACAUUUCAAAUAUUAUAUGAAAGUUAAUGUUAUAGGAUAUAGUAGAUAGUAGAUAGAGUAUAUGAAAGUAUAGAAAGAUCUCGAAUAUUAGGAUUACCAAAUUCAAUACUUGAUGCGCGAUUCGAAUUCAUCCUUACAAUGACAGUGAGGGUCAAGGGGCAAGGGAAAAUCACCACUACAUGCAACACCAUGUGUUUUGAGGUAUCUGUUUUAUACCUUGUUAGAUACGAACAAGUUCGUUCCCUCAGACUCGUGUUUUUAACAACUGUUUAUGGUUUAUAAUGUUUAUAAUCCAGUGAAUAAAUGUGACUGCUGAUAUUUAAAGUUUAAUCAACAUUGUUACCACCAACCAAGGUCCGGAGAGAUAUGAUCAUUGGCUCAACGUAUAAUGACAAAAUGCAUUCAAUGUUGAAGAAGCAUGAUCUGUGUAUUUUGUCUAUUUUGUCGUAUUUUUAUCGAUGCCAAACAGAGUUAAAACGGCAUUCGUGUUAGCAAAUGAUCAUCAUAUUAGGCUGUUCAUGUUAUGAAUAUGCGAAAAGUUUCUAAACAACAAAGAAAAUAAAUG
Messenger RNA from Saccoglossus kowalevskii, 1761 nucleotides. Its product is annotated as dual serine/threonine and tyrosine protein kinase-like. NCBI's taxonomy places the organism in Eukaryota, Metazoa, Hemichordata, Enteropneusta, Harrimaniidae. Gene Ontology annotation, cellular component: cytoplasm. Gene Ontology annotation, molecular function: ATP binding; protein kinase activity. Gene Ontology annotation, biological process: positive regulation of ERK1 and ERK2 cascade; positive regulation of fibroblast growth factor receptor signaling pathway; protein phosphorylation. The record is from RefSeq and is a predicted model, not a curated record.